GUUGGAUCAUAAUCUAAUUCGAAGUCGAAAACCAAAGGCAUCUUCAAACCCCUCUUCUUCUCCGAACCCCAGGAGGAAUAUACCCAAUUAUAGUGUUACUGGCCCUCUUCUUGCUCGUUCAGUGACGAUGGAGCCUACAGCAGUAAGGAGGCGAUCCACCCAAUGGUUACAUGAUAAUGCUUCAAAGAAAAUGAGGACCGUCUCUGUCGUCGUGGACCUCAGUGACAGCAGCAGCAGUUCGGGAUCCGAGGGGGAUGAGGACUGGUCACCGGGUGCAGCGGCUGUGCCGGCAGGGUUUCUUGCUCCUCUCCCUCCAGAGGAGACGGAGGUCCAGCACCAGCCGCAAAGGCAGUCGCCGCCGGAGUCGGAGAGAAGCAAUUCGAGUGCGCCGCGGAGUCCAAGGGCCAAGGAUUCCACCGCCUGGUCUGGCAAUCGUUCCGAUUCGAGCUCAGGACUUCGACACCCUUUGGAGGUCAAUGGGCCUCGGAUCAAGACCAAAUAUGAUGUCGGGACACGGAUCGGACGGGACUUGCUCUUUGAUGCCCGGAAUCACAUGCACAGGAAGGCCAGCGGUCAUGGGGAUGUUCCAAAUAUCUGCUUGUACGGGUCAACGGCUGGGAUACGAGGUUGGUAUAACCGACUCCCUCAAACAGUUCGAGAUAGAGUAGUAGCAGCUGGUUUUGGUGAUUUCGUGCUGACCCUCAACAAAUCCGCUGUGGAUAAGGCUGCUAUUCACGCACUCACCGAGCGGUGGUGGGACACCACUCACACGUUCAAUCUCCCGUGCGGCGAGUUCACCCUUUCCCCCCUCCAUUUCAGCGCCAUUACGGGACUCCGAGUUGGUGGACAGCGGAUCCCUUUCGAUCUCAGCUUGAGGGAGAGACCUGAGGAAGUUGUUCGCUUGCUCGGGUUCCUCCCCUCGGGUUAUGCCAAUGGACGGGCACCGUAUGACCAACUCCGGAAGGGGGCGACUUAUCGUCCUUGCGAGACCGAAGAGCAAAUAGACCAAUACACUCGUUGCUUUCUUCUUUACAUGAUUGGCAUGUCAAUUUUCACUAUCAACCACGACCGCACAGCUGAUAUGUGCUUUCUAAGUCCGUUACGUGAUGUUGAUAAUAUAUCUAGAUUUGACUGGGGUGGUGCUGCCCUUUCCACUUUAUAUGCCAACCUCGAUGGCUUCUCUCGAGGAGUCAGGCGAGGCUUUGGUGGACUUUACCGAGUGCUUGAGAAAAAGAAUGCACUGCUUCAUUUGCAGAUAUGGGCCUACGAGCUUCGAUUGAUCAAAGCCCCGAAGGUCAAUCCCUCAGAUGAUGAUGAGGCAGUUGGGGAGUAUUCUACUGAAUUACCUGCUGGCCGGCGCUGGAUAGGUAAGAGGUUCAGUGCAGAGUCCUCCCCCAAGAUUCACCCACAUCGUCUACGUCUUGACUCGCUUGAGUUUCACAUGAUUAACACAAACCCUUGAGGUCCACCAAAGAAAUGGCCACCUUAUAUGGUCACCUCAAAACAGAUUGAGGCAAAGCGGAUCCUGCUUGAGGGGCCCCAAGCUCGUGCCUGGUACUUAGGCGAGCGAGUCAUGCAUAUGGCAUGGCCACCUGAGGAACGCAGAAUCCCAUAUGAACCACCAGCUUCUAUGCUAUGUGCGCAAGAGCUUCAAGGAGGUGACCUAGUCCAAGCCUUGAGAGGAUAUGAUGCACGUGAGUUCAUACAAGAUACGGAAAGGACAUAUCUUGCAUUCAUCCAGCAGAAACUCUUUCAGUGGAAAGACACUAAUGUAUCGAUGAUGCGUGGUGCUCAGUCAGCUGACUCGCCCACUCCAGCACCAAGUGCAGGUUCACCAAGCCAUGAGGCUUCUUCUCAGCAGGCCCCCGCAAACAAGUCCUACCAGGAACCUAGCGCUACUACUUUGACUUCAGGGGGUCCGAUAAGUGCUGCCCUUCAUCCCCUUGGUGGUGCUGUUAUGGCCUACUCGCUGGAGGGCGAACUACGCCCUUACCCGGUCGAGCCCAGACCCAGUGAAGUAUUGACCUUGGAACAUUUCUAUUUACAAGCACCAGACCAGGUGCCCACAACUGAGGUGCACAACCUUCUCCAGCAGCAAUCGGGUAUCAUGACCUUCAUACAUGAACACACAAAAUGGAUGUCCAAGCAACACAAGGCAGUGGUUGACCGAAAGGAACUAGAAAUUGAAGAGCUACAACAGGAGCUCCGUAAGGCUAGGAUAAUGAUCUUGAAGAUGAAGUGGAUCAUGAAGCAACAAAGAUCGAAGUGAGCUGCUGCUCAAAUGUGAAUAUUAAACAUCCUCAGCUUUUGUACAUAUAAUCAACUCCAGGAGCAGUUUUAACUACUCAUUAGGCUCUUGCUAGUGCACUUUUUAUGAACAUGUUUCCAUCAGUUUUAAGCAUGGCCCGGUUCUUGAACUGAAUCACAAGCUUAGAUUCUUUGGAUAACUGGGUCUAGGUAUUAUGAUGUAAUUUUCAAGGUAUUCGUAUUUGGAGCCCAUCCUAUAAAAGGUUGGUCUUAAUUGGGCCCAAUCUAGUGCUAUAUGAAAUUUUCUAUGUGUGUUUCAUUUUGUCAA
Molecule: messenger RNA, 2575 nt
Organism: Punica granatum (pomegranate)
Lineage: Eukaryota; Viridiplantae; Streptophyta; Magnoliopsida; Myrtales; Lythraceae
Source: RefSeq, a predicted model, not a curated record